ACUUGGACAAUUAAAACCUAUGUAAAUAAUAAAGACAUUUCCUAAUGAAGUCUCCCAUUCUCUUUCCAAUGGCUUCCCCGGCUACGAGAUUUGUCUUCGCACUUCUUACAUUUGUCACGAUGGGAAUGAUAAUCGGGGCUCUGUUGCAAUUAGCAUAUAUUCGAAGGUUGGAAGAUUCGUAUGGAACUGAAUCUUCCUUGAGAAGAUUACGUGAAACUCGGAAUGGAGGUGGUGUUCAACUUACUCGAGGUAUUUCUCAUUGGGAGGAUGAAGAAGCCUUGAUUUUACGUCUUGGAUAUGUCAAACCUGAAAUAAUUAGCUGGUCACCGCGCAUUAUUGUGUUUCAUAACUUCUUAAGUACAGAGGAAUGUGAUUAUCUUAGAGAACUUGCCAAGCCUCGUCUGCAGGUUUCUACAGUUGUGGAUACAAGAACUGGAAAGGGUAUCAAGAGUGAUGUUAGAACAAGCUCUGGAAUGUUUCUUAGCCAUGAAGAAAGGAAAAAACCUCUAAUACAGGCAAUUGAGAAACGAAUAUCUGUAUAUUCUCAAGUACCAAUAGAAAAUGGGGAGCUUAUACAAGUAUUAAGGUAUGAAAAAAAUCAGUUUUACAGACCGCAUCAUGAUUAUUUUUCUGACACGUUUAAUUUGAAGCGGGGUGGUCAACGAGUGGCAACGAUGCUUAUGUACUUAAGUGACAAUGUUGAAGGAGGAGAAACGUUCUUCCCACAGGCUGGAUCAGGCGAGUGUAGCUGUGGUGGGAAAAUGGUUGAAGGAUUGUGUGUGAAGCCAAAUAAAGGAGACGCUGUGCUUUUCUGGAGCAUGAUCGGGGUGCUUCAACAUGGUAUUUGAGCUGAGUUGAGGGCUUGACGGACAAUCAGACCCGAGUAGCCUACACGGUGGAUGUAAAGUAUUGUCGGGAGAGAAAUGGUCUGCUACUAAAUGGAUGAGACAGAAAACUGCGACCUAAUCUUGCUUCAACCUCUCGAGAUUCGACCUCUCAAAUUUUUCGAGGUAUACUAAAAUGAUACAUUAAUGGUUAGUGUGAAUUAGUACAAAUGAAAGAGGGGUUUUCAUUGCUUGGUGAUCAUAUUGAAAAGAGAAGUGCCCUUGUAAUACAAUGUAUGUAUAGUAGUUGAUUUGUUUUAUGGCACAAACAUGUAAAAUUUGUUGUCGGAAAGCAGUUCACAUCUCUGAGUGACCUUUCUGGACUGCGAUUUAAUUGAUUUGAAUCCAUUCCCCGAGACUUACUUUGA
Messenger RNA from Olea europaea var. sylvestris, 1252 nucleotides. RefSeq names its product prolyl 4-hydroxylase 1-like. The record is from RefSeq and is a predicted model, not a curated record. Gene Ontology annotation, biological process: peptidyl-proline hydroxylation to 4-hydroxy-L-proline. The coding region runs from base 45 to 848 and encodes 267 amino acids. NCBI's taxonomy places the organism in Eukaryota, Viridiplantae, Streptophyta, Magnoliopsida, Lamiales, Oleaceae. Gene Ontology annotation, molecular function: L-ascorbic acid binding; procollagen-proline 4-dioxygenase activity; iron ion binding. Gene Ontology annotation, cellular component: endoplasmic reticulum. The transcript has 13 exons.